Molecule: messenger RNA, 864 nt
Organism: Branchiostoma floridae (Florida lancelet)
Lineage: Eukaryota; Metazoa; Chordata; Leptocardii; Amphioxiformes; Branchiostomatidae
Product: fibropellin-1-like
Exons: 6
Biological process (GO): Notch signaling pathway
Molecular function (GO): Notch binding; calcium ion binding
Source: RefSeq, a predicted model, not a curated record
AUGGUUUCCUGUCCGUCUGACUGGCAGUGUCAGGACGAGGGUAGUCAUUUCAUCUGUCUCGGGAGCAGCAGGGAGUACGAACCCUACCCGUGCAGCGGCGCCCCCUGUCCAGACGGCAUGAACUGCCAAGAAUACCUGACAACGGUUGACACUUGGAGUUUCUUUAAGGUCCAGGCUUCCGGUCAGAUGACCAAUGCCAACGUCAAGGCCACGUGUGAAGCGGCGGGGAUGAGGUACCCGUGCUACCACUCAGGUACGGACGGGUGUACCAGCGCCUGGACUCCAGGCUGCAUCACGUUUGACGACGCCGGUUUCAGCUAUCGUACCCACAGCGUCCUCUCGGCAAAGCUGUGUGGGUCAACUGAUGGGUACGGCAGCAGGUGUGAGCCCCUUGAUGACACCUUUGUGUACAUGCCUAUCUAUGUGCCUGCCCUUGACAGCUCCUGGGGAGUGGACUACCAGACUCACACCUACGGCCUGUAUGGAGCAAACUACCACAACAAGUACGCCCUAUGUGCAGGCAAUGCAGGUCUUAUCAAUUUUGACGAGUGCAGCAGCGCCCCCUGUCAGAAUGGCGCAACAUGCCAAGACGGUUUCUACAGCUUCACCUGUCAGUGCGCACCUGGGUUUACUGGAACUUUGUGUGAAACAGAUAUCAACGAGUGCAGCAGCGCCCCCUGUCGUAAUGGAGCUACAUGUCAGGACGGAGCAAACAGCUUCACCUGUCAGUGUGUGCCUGGUUACGUCGGAACUCUCUGUGUGACUGAUAUCGACGAGUGCAGCAGCGCCCCCUGUCAGAAUGGUGCUACAUGCCAAGACGGAGUGAACAGCUUCACCUGUCAGUGCGCACCGGGGUAUACUGGA